Messenger RNA from Adineta ricciae, 459 nucleotides. Lineage: Eukaryota; Metazoa; Rotifera; Eurotatoria; Adinetida; Adinetidae. The record is from the annotation of a GenBank genome assembly.
AUGUCAACGAAUUUUUUUAUUGAUGCUCUACUUAAUAGUCAUCAUGUACAUAAAAAUCCUUCAACGUUGUUUAUGAACUCUCUCUUUCACGAGCAAAACUUCCAUUCAGAUAGUUUGAAUUGUCCAACAACAAGUGAUAGCGAUGAGGAUGAUAACUCUUCGUUAAAUAAAAGUUCGACGACAGUCCGCCGUAAACGAACAGCCUUUACCAAUGAACAACUGUUGGAAUUGGAAGCUGAAUUUCAACAAAAGAAAUAUCUUACAUUAAUUGAACGUUCACAAAUCGCACAAAGUUUAAAUUUGACAGAGAUUCAAGUAAAAAUUUGGUGGCAAAAUCGUCGCGCGAAAUGGAAACGUAUCAAAGCCACUCAAUUGAGACAAUUUCCAACUCAUUGCCAAACGAACAACAGAAUCCUAUGUCCUAUACCAGUCCACAUGAAAAAGUCUUUUACUUCCUGA